Messenger RNA from Epinephelus lanceolatus (giant grouper), 2124 nucleotides. It is a transcript of the gene vrk3, whose product is annotated as VRK serine/threonine kinase 3. Gene Ontology annotation, molecular function: protein kinase activity; ATP binding. NCBI's taxonomy places the organism in Eukaryota, Metazoa, Chordata, Actinopteri, Perciformes, Serranidae. The record is from RefSeq and is a predicted model, not a curated record. Gene Ontology annotation, biological process: protein phosphorylation.
GGCUCAAACAACAACAGAAGAAGAAGAAGCACCAUCAACGACAGGCUGAUCGUUGCGGGAGUGUUUAGAGAAUGCCUUUCCAUUUCUGCCCUCAGUGUGGGACAAAGUUGAAGCCUGAUUUCAAAUUUUGUCCAUCAUGUGGGGAGAAGCUUCCCUGUCUUGUCGAUGAAUCUGGACCUGUGAGCUCGACAGCGUCUCUAAGUCUCUCUCCACCCAGAAGGGAGGAAACAGCAGUAUCAUUAGUUAAAUCAAGUCUUGCUUCAAGCACAAGCUACGAACCCACAGGAAGCACGGUUACACCUCGUCCUGCGCUGAAAAAGACCAGAAACUCCCUCCGUCUUGACAGGGAAGUUGAAAUCAACAUUAAAGAUGCCACUUCACCCAUGGUGCCCUACUCCACUAGUCCUGUCAAAGAUGACAGGAUCAAAGAUAAUGGUGUUGGAUUCGGUGGAACUCCACAGAAGCAGCCCACAGUCACUUUUAAACUCAACACAGGGAAAGAGCCAGCUCUAAAGUCUUCUCCUGUCCAGAAAUCCCCUCGCACUGUGAGGGGAAAAGCAAAACUCUCCAGCCCUGCCAAGCAGAUAGAGGAGAGACAGAGGCUGACUGAUAAAACAUGUGGGAAAGCAGAGGAGUCAAAGGUAGACAGCUCUCAUGUGGUCAUCCCUUCCCCUCAUUCCUCACCAAACUCCAAGUCCCCUUCAAAAGCGUUAGGAAAGGGCAGAGCCAAGAAGGCAAAGCAUGCGCCCGCUGUGGAGCCGCUACAAGAGGGUGAAGAGGUGACUGACACGACAGGCAAGAAGUGGAAGCUGGGAACACUGCUCAGUCAGAGCACGUCAGAGCUCAUCUAUGAAGUUUUGCAAACAACUUCACGAUCCAGUGCCAUGGAAUCAAAUCACAUCCUCAAACUGGGAGCCAAAGAUGGAAGAAUCUUCAAUGAGCAGAACUUUCUGCAGAGAGCUGCAAAACCUGCGUCUGUGGAAAAGUGGAUCAAACAAAACAAGAUGGAUUUUCUUGGGAUUCCGUCCUGUGUUGGCUUCGGUCUCCAUGCAGAGUCCUACAGAUUUCUGAUUUUCCCCAACAUGGGCCAGUCUCUUCAGUCCAUCAUGGAGGAAGAAAAUGAGCUUCUGUCGGAGAAAGCUGUCCUUCAGCUCGCCUGUAGAAUAUUGGAUGUGCUGCAGUAUAUCCAUUCAAACGAGUAUGUUCAUGCUGAUAUUAAUGCAGAAAACAUUUACAUCCAACCAGGACAGAAAUCUCAGGUAUACCUAGUAGGAUACUGCCAUGCCUUCAGGUACUGUCCUGGGGGACAACAUGUAGAGUACCGUGAAGCCAGCAGAACACCACACGAGGGCACCGUGGAGUUCAUCAGCCUGGAUGCACAUAAGGGAGCAGCUCCGUCUCGACGCAGUGACCUGCAGUCGCUGGGUUACUGCAUGCUGCGUUGGCACACGGGGAUGCUACCAUGGUCUCCUCUCACUCAACCAGACCAGGUGGCCAAGGAGAAACAGAGAUACAUGGAGGACGUCCCUGCACUGUUGAGUCACUGCUUUGGGAAGAGGAGAGUCUCCAGUGCCUUUCAAACGUACCUGACUGAAGUGAUGACUCUGCAGUACUCUGAGCAGCCGGACUACUCAGCGCUGAAGGCCAGACUCAGUGCUGCUCUACUGAAGCUGGGGGCGUCACUGGAGCAGCCGCUAAGUUUUUAGAGAAAUGGAAGUAAAAGACAAAACUCUGGAAGAUUUUUAACUUGUUUUUAUCAUUGCUGUGUUUUAUGUGAUGUUUUAAUGCACUGACAGCAAAUGUCUUCACUGUGUUCAAAUGACACUCGUUCCGUUAAUGGAUCUUGAUGGGGAGCAUUAUUUUAACAAUUUGUGGUGCUGUUGUAGUUUCUCACAUUGACUGCACGGUGUUUUUAGUGUUACAAGGGCAACAUUUCCUAAACACAUACAUACUUAUUUGUAAGCAUAGUUUAUUUUCUUGGAUAAAAAGCAUUAUUUCUUUUUUUUAAAUGCUGCCUUAGUGUCCUUUAACUGUCAGACAAAACACCCCAUCAUUAAUUUAUGCUCAUAAGAAUCAAUCUUCAGUUUAAGAGGUGUAUAUAAAUAAAUCUUUUUGAGGAAAUGG